AAUUGAUUUCGAGUGAUAAAAAUGAUAUGUUUGGAUUGAUCAUGUUGUAUACCGUCUCGACAGCUUUGAGUUCAUGAAGUAAAGGAUACACCACCGGUUUGUGUUAAAAGAAGUCGGUAGGUCGUCUGCUGUAGUAUGGUCAAUCUUUUAGUGAUAUUCACGAUAGUUUUAUACGAUUCGUCGACACCUGAUCUUUAACGAAAGAACAAAUAAUAAAGAAACAAUAUCAAACUUCUUGCUUUUCAGUGGAUAUUCCUCUUCGAUUGACCAACUCGACUGGAACAAGAGUACCACGUUAACCAUGAGCCAACCGUAAAACUUCGAUGAUCAAUUUUCAUACCAUUCUUUUAGAUACUUGUAGACGAGUCGUAUAUGUAUGCCGUUCUUCUAUUAAGAUUUAAGGAAUAACGUUAUUAACUGAUUGUCAAGUCCACAAUCAGUCAAAACAAAGUUUUCUGAAUGAGAAAUAAAAUUCGAUAAAGAUGGCUUGCCAUUUCGGUCUCUUGUCAUCAAAUACUUCCGGUAAAUACUUAACAUCUGACUUUGAUGGUAAAAUCAGUCUUAGUCCUCUGGACCCAUCGGUCAACAAACUAUCCAAAGGUCAGCUGUGGAGUCUCGAAGUCGACCCCAAUCCAGGUGAACAACAGAGAGAACCAGAAGGAUGCACACAUACCCACUAUGCCCUAUAUUCUACCAAUGGGUACCUAUCGGUUGAUAAGUCGGGCAAGGUAUCAGCAGAAGCAGAGCAGAUUGGAAAGGAGCAACUCUUCGAGAUCGACGUGGGAACCAGCGGUAGCGGCGCUUGGGUCAUCCGCAGCGUCGCUCAUGACACGUACAUGGGUAUCAAGAGCAAGAAGAUAUUCUUCAAGAAACGUGAAACGUCGUCUUCGGACCAACGUUGGUAUGUGCGACUUGCCAUCCACCCACACUGUUGUUUGCUGAACGUCAAAUCGGACAAGUAUGCACAUGUGCCGCAGUCAGGACGUUACAUGACGUUCGACGCUGCCGUUCCAUGGCGAUCGGACACCUUACUGCAGCUUACGUAUAGCGAGGGAUAUAGUUGUUUCAAAACUACCACGGGACGAUACGUCACCAGGGAAGGAAACUUCGUUACUUCCCUCGUUCCAGACUGUCUAUUCGUCCUCCAAAUCACUGGUGAUCAAUUCGACCUUAAAGACUAUAGAGGAAAUUUCAACUCUGUCAAUAUGAGAGGACGAUUGAUGUGUACGAGUGGGAAGGAUAGAGCUUCUUUUAAACUAAAACCCAGCUAUCCUCAUGUUACGUUCCACACAAAAGUUAAAGGAAUGUGGAUGAAACUAUUUGCUAAAGAAGGAGGUGGUGAGCUAACAACCCUUGAAUCAACAAAGAUUGAUGAACACGAAGACGAAGUGGUCUUCGAACUAUCUCCUCUUUGUUGCUCGACCAGUGCCAACUCCAAAUGGGCCCUCGUCACCGUCGAUGGCCGUUUCAUCAAUGUAGAUCAUGAGAGUCGAUUAAGUGUCGCGUCUAAAGCAACACACACUGCAAAGCAGUUUGAAUUCGAAUUCGUCAAUGACUCGUUCGCCCUUCGCCACUCCAAUUCCCAACAAUACGUAUCGAUAGAUGCUUCCGGUCAACCAUUCUUGACCGCCAACAUCAACGACAUCGCUGGCAAGAUCGGCAUGGAGCUCGCCAACCGCACCUCACUCAUUCUCCAAGGCGAAUUCGGAUUCGUCAAGCGCGAAACAGGAGGAAGAAAAAAUAAAGUCAAAUGCAAUUCGGCGGAUUACGACGAACUGAAUUUGACAUACGAACCGGAUACAAGUACAUAUCGGAUUACAGAUCAAGAUGGGAAUCCAUGGUGCAUGGACUCAUUGAAGGAACACGUCAUAGCCGCCUCCAUGGGUCAACCAACAUCUUUCAUCCUAGAGCUUCACACAAUACUUGGUAAAGCCAAGCUGGCCAUACGUCCUCUGCACCCAGACAAUGACUGUUUCCUGAAAGGCUACAAGAAUGGCGCCUUCACUGCAACCGGCGAUACAUUGUCAAAGGAAACCCUGUGGACAUUUAAUUAGAUCUUUAUGUCCGGUCUUGGAUGAUUCUGUUGUAAAACAGUUUUUUCAACUGAACCGGACUGUACUCUCCACCGUUUUUACCGAUUGUGUUAAAUAAAACAUGAAUAAAUCAUGGUCUGAUGAAGUAAAGUUAACCAUGAUACGUCCCAGGAGCCCAGACAGGGAGUUUCACAAAUGCAAUGGGGACAGAUUCAAGAACACAGUAAAUGUACUGAAAAUGCCCGUCAAGUGGCAAUUCAAAGAACAUCUGGGUCUUUGUCGAAAAUUUGUGAACCGGAACAGCAGUUUCGUCCUAAUUAGUUUCGGAGCUGACGAAUGAUGAAUAUGUCGUUUGUCCAGAGUCCAGGAUGAAACUGUUGUUUAGAUUUAUCAAUUUUGACAGACUUCUUGGCUGUGUUUGUUUUCUAUAGGACGUUUGACAUUGUAUUGACAUUCCGUCGUGCGUCGUGCACGUGAAAACUUCUUCAUUGCUGUUUCCUUGAAGUCUGGGUUAUCCAAUCCUUCAUGGAUUUAUUUUUUAAAAUCCAUAAACGGAAUAAUCACCCAUCCGCUUAACCAAUACGUUCCAUGAUUGCAGUGGCGGAUCCAAGGGAGGGGAGGGGGCACAUCCGGCCUGUGUCCCCCCUUUUGAGA
Molecule: messenger RNA, 2687 nt
Organism: Lytechinus pictus (painted urchin)
Lineage: Eukaryota; Metazoa; Echinodermata; Echinoidea; Temnopleuroida; Toxopneustidae
Product: fascin-like
Exons: 4
Coding region: 483-2054 (523 amino acids)
Molecular function (GO): actin filament binding; protein-macromolecule adaptor activity
Source: RefSeq, a predicted model, not a curated record